Messenger RNA from Vigna unguiculata (cowpea), 768 nucleotides. RefSeq names its product photosystem I reaction center subunit IV, chloroplastic-like. Gene Ontology annotation, cellular component: photosystem I reaction center; photosystem I. The record is from RefSeq and is a predicted model, not a curated record. Gene Ontology annotation, biological process: photosynthesis. NCBI's taxonomy places the organism in Eukaryota, Viridiplantae, Streptophyta, Magnoliopsida, Fabales, Fabaceae.
UUAUCCAAUGGAAAGGGAUAUGGUUCACAAGUGGCACCACCCCAGUGGUGGAAACGAUUGAUGCACAUUUCUGGGGAUCAGAUAAUUCCGCAAACUAAACAUUCAUCAUCUUCAUUCAAAGCCUCUCACUGCUUCUUCUGUUGUUCUUGUCCUUUUGCAACGCUUGAGAUCAGCAAAGGUAGAGAGACAACCUAAGUUACAGAAGACACAGAAGAACAUAAGAAGAUGGCCUCAGCAGCAUCUGGGUUUGUGUUGUCUCUUAACGUUGCAGCUGCAGCUGCCACCACAAACUCAUCAUCAUCCCCUUCAAGGGUCAUCUUCCCCUCAAAGAACAAUGUUUCUAGGCUUGUUGUAAGGGCCUCCGAUGAGGCUGCACCCGCACCUGCCACCGCCACUCCCCCACCUGAAGCUGAAGCAAAGCCAAAGCCACCCCCUAUUGGCCCCAAGAGAGGUGCUAAGGUGAAGAUUCUUAGGAAGGAAUCGUAUUGGUACAAAGGAACUGGCUCAGUUGUUGCUGUUGAUCAGGAUCCCAAGACUCGGUACCCUGUUGUGGUUCGAUUCAACAAAGUGAACUAUGCCAAUGUAUCAACAAACAACUAUGCUCUGGAUGAAAUCGUGGAAGUUGAAUGAGUCCAAUUUAAUUGUAAUUUUGAUGUCUGUCUUGUUAUCGCUGUUACUAGUCUAAGGUUUUAUCAUGUUACAAAACAAGAGAAUCUGUAUCAUAUUCUUUCUGAUAUCUACCCCUUCAUCUCUAUUCUCUGUGAACAA